Messenger RNA from Dioscorea cayenensis subsp. rotundata (Guinea yam), 3341 nucleotides. Its product is annotated as putative E3 ubiquitin-protein ligase LIN-2. The transcript is spliced from 7 exons. Lineage: Eukaryota; Viridiplantae; Streptophyta; Magnoliopsida; Dioscoreales; Dioscoreaceae. Bases 80 to 3121 code for a protein of 1013 amino acids. The record is from RefSeq and is a predicted model, not a curated record.
AAAAUGAUCGAACAUUUUAAAUUAAAAACUAAAUUAAAAAAAAAAAAAUAAAAUCGUUCCCUCCUUCUCUUGAACAAGAAUGCAACGUUCAAAAACAGACCGAGUUUUGAGAGUGACCCCCAUCCUUCUCUCUCUCUCUCGAUCUCGAUCUCGACAUCCAAUCCCUUUUGUCGUCAUCCCCCUUUUCCUCUUCCUUCUCGAUGCUCCAAGCUCGUUAAUGGCUUCCUCCCUCGAAGAUCUCCUCGUCCAAGAAGGUUUCCACCGUCCCAAGCCUCGCAGGUCCAAGUCCAAGCUCUCUGAUGCCUCUCACCCUCCUCCCGCUCCGGCCACCAUUUGCAAUAAUCGAAGGAGCGUCGAACUUUACGAGAAGAAGGACUUGCCGAGCUUCUCCUCCAUGAACUCCGGCCACGACCGUGAACAGCCGCUCAUCGAUGAGGUUGCCGUCCGCGCUGUGGUCUCGAUCCUAUCCAGCUAUGCCGGAAGGUUCUCGAAAGAUGGAGAGUUCCGCGAGAGGGUGCGGGAACGGUGCAUGGUUUGCCUGGCGGUGAGCAAGGGCGCCGCGCACGCCGUGCUCACCAACCUUGAGCUUGGUAUGGACAACAUCGAGCGGCUGGCUGGGGACCCUCCCGGCUCCAAGGAAUCCAAGAUCAGAUCCUUGCGCAACUCGAUCCGGCUUCUGAGCAUUGUGGCGUCUCUGAACUCUCCUAGGUCGAAGAGAAAUGGGUUCACUUGCGGUGUUCCCAAUUCCCACCUCUCGGCCAUCGCGCAGCUCUACCUCGCGUUUGUCUACCGGAUUGAGAGGAAUGACCGGCUCUCUUCAAGGCAUCUCCUCCAGAUGUUCUGCGACGCACCCUUCUUAGCUAGAAGGAAUCUAUUGCCAAACCUUUGGGAGCACUUCUUUCUUCCCCAUUUAUUGCAUCUUAAGGUAUGGUAUGCAAAGGAAGAGGACGUUGUCUCUGGGUGGGAUGCAGAGGAGAAGGAUCAUCGAUUGAAGAUGCUGAGCAGGGUGUACAAUGAUUCCUUGGAUGCUGGCACUGUGAAGUUCGCAUUGUAUUACAAGGAAUGGCUCAAUGUUGGUGGUGAAGCUCCUCCACUUCCAUCUGUGCCUUUGCCUUCAAGACCUGAGAGUAUAGAGCCGGUGGUGAUGACUUCCAUAGUGGCAAUCUCCAGCUCUAAAAAUGCAGGCUUGUAUCAAGCUGUGUUUGGCUCUUCAUUGGAAAGAGAUGGUGUUGGUGAUCAAAUUACGAUCAAAUUACACAAAGAGAAAGAAGAGGUCUUGAAUGAAAAAAAUAGUGAGCCUGAAGAUAGUGUUCACAUUGACAAAGAGCUUCCUCAGAGGCCUUCUAAUAAUACUGUAGAACAACAGCCACCUGUUGAAGUAAAGCCAGAACCUCGCAGAUCGCAUUCAUUCCAGUUAUAUUCAUGUAUGAAUCAUUCUAACAAAUUCUUGGUCCAUGAAACUGAAAUUGCCAAGAAUAAACCUGCCAGAUCAAAGAGAACCACUCCUCCCAAGUCAAAGCAAACCGCUCCUCUGCCUGACCUUGAUCAAGCCAUUGCCUUGCUUUCCAACUCCAAUAGCCUAAGCUACUGUAAAGUUGCAAUCCGUUGUGUUGCCAAAGCCUGGUUAGACUCGCAUGGCGACUCUCAUGUGAAGAAAGCACUCUCAACUUCCUCAGUAAUCCAGGGAAUAUUAGAUUUACUGUUUACCUGUAAAGACAAUGAGGUAUUAGAGUUAGCAAUGUCCAUUUUAGCAGAAUUGGUUGUGAUGAAUGAAGUGAACAGACAGGUGGUGCUCAAUGCAGAUCCACAGCUUGAGAUUUUCUUGAGACUCUUGAGAAGUGACACACUAUGUUUGAAAGGAGCAGUACUGCUAUAUAUGCUGAAACCGAAGGCAAAGCAGAUGCUAUCUCCAGGUUGGAUGCCUACUGUAUUGCGUGUUCUAGAAUGCGGUGAUCAGCCACAGACCUUGUUUAGUGUGCAAUCCACUCCGAAACUAGCUGCAUUUUACUUCCUGGACCAGCUUCUUAUGGGGUUUGAUGUGGAUCGAAAUGUAGAGAAUGGGAAGCAAUUGGUUGCACUUGGUGGUCUGGACAUGUUGAUCAGAAGUCUUGAGAUUGGUGAGGACCAUGAGAGAAGGAUUUCUGCUUCACUUCUGGCUAAAUGUGUCCAAGCAGAAGGGAGCUGUAGGGACUACUUGGCUGCUAACAUAAAAAAAGCUUCAAUUAUUGAGCUCCUACAAGGGAAUCAAUUGAAAUCUGACGGCGUUGCCCUUUCUUUGUUGGCAGAAUUAAUCUGUCUCAGCAGAAGAACACAGAUCACUAAAUUUCUGGAUGAACUAAAGAAGGAGGGGUUUUUGAAUACAAUGCACAUUCUUCUGGUAUACCUACAACAAGCUCCAACAGAACAACGGCCUCUAGCUGCAGCCAUUCUAUUACAGCUUGAUCUUCUGGGGGAUCCUUUGCAGUACAGUGUGUAUAGAGAAGAAGCAAUAGAUGCAAUUGUAGCAGUGAUGGAACGCAAUUCGCAUAACAAGAAAGUUCAGGAGCAGUGUAGCAGAGCUCUGCUGCUCCUGGCAGGUCGUUUUUCUAGCACUGGAAUGGUCACAGCUGAGGCAUGGUUGUUGAAGAAAGCAGGGUUGGAUGACGGACCUCAAGAUUCAUUCACAAGUAGAGAGUUGCUUGUGACUGAUUUUCAAAGGAUGGAGGAAGAGGCAAGGACAAAUGAAACCUGGCUUAGAAAUCUGGCAAUUGUCUUGUUGACGAGUGGCCAUAAGAGGCUGCUAAUUGCUUUAUCCAAUUGCAUUGGUGACUGGAUUCCAAACUUAGCUCGAUCAUGCCUUGUUACAAUUGCAUGGAUAAGCUGCUCAAUCUCCUCAUCCAAAGGUGCUCACAGGCUGAUGUCUUUUGCCUGCUCAAUUCUUGCACCUCGAUUGCUGGAGAGCCUAAACUAUGAUCGUGCACUCGAAGAAAGGGUUCUUGCGUCAUUAUCACUUCUUCAUUUUGCCAAACAAACAGAUUGCCUUCUUAAGUUUACCCCAUUUGGUAAAGAAACUACUGACUUGCUAAAAGACCUCUCCAGAGUAACAUGGACUGCACAAGAGCUGCUUUUUGCCUGCUGCUGAUCAUCUGGGUAACUUCUAAUCAUCCACUUUGCAGUUAAAUUCACUUGAUAAGCAGAAAAGCUUUGAGCUGAGAGGACUUCAUAAUUCUUUGAACAAACAAAAGAGGAUGGAGAACUGCAAAUGAAAUCAGAUGUUCAAAGAUGCUCUGUUCUUUUUGUUUAAAUUUGUACAAAACAGUGGAACGGUUAUUCAGUUAUAAAUGAUUGAGGAUUAUGCUGAA